This is a messenger RNA of Trichosporon asahii var. asahii CBS 2479, 1629 nucleotides long. RefSeq lists its product as uncharacterized. The record is from RefSeq and is a predicted model, not a curated record. Lineage: Eukaryota; Fungi; Basidiomycota; Tremellomycetes; Trichosporonales; Trichosporonaceae. The transcript has a single exon. The coding region runs from base 1 to 1629 and encodes 542 amino acids.
AUGGCUACCUCUUUUACCUACGACAACUUCCCUAACGUGUGGGACGACAUUCUCGCCGAGACCACUUGGGAGGCAAAACUCACCCUCCGCCGUGUAUCAAAGACGCUCCGCGAUGUCAUCGACCGACAACUUGUCAAGCACAUCGUCCUCGACCAUGGUGGACUCGAAGCCGUCGACGUAAUUGCUCCCAAACACCGCAUACCAGGCUGCUUUGAGCUGUGCCCGAAGUCCUGGGAGGAGCAGCAAUGGCCACGGACGCCCUCGCCAGAUCUCAUGAAGCACGUCCGUGUCAUCGACAUCCGAGGGUUCAUCAUUCCCUGUGUCGAUAUGACGCAGCUCGCUCCCCUGUUCCCAAAUCUCGAUGUUCUACGGAUAACGACCGGCAUCAAGUACCACCACGACACGUACACGCCAUAUCUCCCUUUCGCGGCUGAGAAGCUCGUGCUCUUCAUGAACGAGACGGGCUUGGAGGGAGUAUUUGAACACUGGUGGUUCCAAGACGAGGACGAAGGUCAUCCUUGGCCGAUACCUGAGGACAAUCAAGAUGAAGCUGAUGACCAUGAUGCUGGCGAGCAUGUUGAUGAAGAUUACGAGUAUCACGACCACCACGACCACCAUCAGAACGGGGAACACAUCGAGGAAGAAGGCGACGACUGGGGCGAGGAUGAAGACUGGGAUUCCGACUGGGAUGAGCCACCGAAAGGUCGCCCGCUUGUUCCUCCCAAGGCAAUUCUUCAUGCCCUGCCCGAGACAUACCGCAAGAUUGUGUUGAACAUGAACGGGCUCGUGCAACCUAUCGCCCCGAUGUACCCGUACCUGCUCGACCUUCCACCACAUGUCGAAGAGCUGGUCAUCGUUGUGCCCCAGUUCAAGCGUGUGACGGACGAGGGAACGAUCCCGCGGAACCGCUCUUCACUGGGCUCUCCCGAGAUCGCAUUCCCGAUGAACAUCCUCGAUCUACUAGGGACGCUAGGGAAGAACGACCUCCGAGUCACCAUCGUCGGCUUCGAGCGGGCCGGCGAGAGGUGCGUGCGCCAGUUCCGCGAAACUCUGUACUCGCAAGUCACGACGACACUCUACUUCGACGUAGACUAUGCCAUCGAUGACGAGAUCACGCUCUCGAUGCCCAGUCAGGCACGCGAGUUCGCACUUCGGGAUGUCCAGCAGGCGAGGCACGUGCGUGUCGUCAUGGAUAGCGAGGAGAGCGAGGAGGACGAUGCCGAGAGCGACCCCGGCAGCCCAAGACCGCGAGUCAAGCGGAUUCGUCUUGUUCAUGACCCAACGCCGAAGGAAGAACCGCCUCUCAUGUCCCUGAAGAAGAAGGUCGAUGGAAUCAUGCGCCGCGUCGAACUCAUCACUAUGCCGCAGUACAUCAAGCGCGUGGGGUUGGAGACGGCCGCGCUCGAAGUCGAGGAGUAUGGAAGAUCGGAAGACUAUCGGACACUCGAGCGUAGACGACUUGGGAUUGAGGAAGAGUGGAUAGACAAAGGAACCCGGGAGGAUCUAAGGGCCGUAGAGAGGGAAAUGGACCAUCUCGUCGACUUCUGGAAUCAGAGUGGUGGUGCACCGGAAGCGGGGCCCGAACCACCAAGUGAGAUGACGAGUCCGCAACACAGUCUCUCAAACUAG